Pararge aegeria (speckled wood butterfly) is the source of this 6024-nucleotide messenger RNA. RefSeq lists its product as uncharacterized. Gene Ontology annotation, molecular function: RNA-DNA hybrid ribonuclease activity; nucleic acid binding; ATP binding. Lineage: Eukaryota; Metazoa; Arthropoda; Insecta; Lepidoptera; Nymphalidae. The transcript has a single exon. The coding region runs from base 1 to 6024 and encodes 2007 amino acids. The record is from RefSeq and is a predicted model, not a curated record.
AUGAACUCAAAAGGGCACAACGCGCUGGGACAGAUCCGAUUCAUCCAGGCCAAUUUACAGCGCUCCAAACUAGCAACAGCGGAACUGCUAGAGACGGCGACGAGGAAAGGGAUUUCGGUAGCCCUAGUCCAAGAACCAUACGUGGGAAAGACCGGGACACUGAAACAACAACCUGGCACUAGAGUCAUCCAGUGCACUCUGAACCGCCAAAAGCCCGUAAAGGCGGCAAUAAUAGUCUUCGGCGACCAUCUGGAGGUUAUCCAAGACCCCCAGCUGAUCACCGAAACGGAAGCUGCAGCUACACUUAUGGCGGGAACGCUGAAGCUAGGAGCAGUAUCCAUCUACUACGAGGGGGAUCAGGACAUAGACCCAUUUAUUAUGCGCACACAAUCUGCGUGUCAUAAUCUGGGAACUGAAAACCUCGUAGUGGGAGGAGAUGUAAACGCCUGGAGUCCAUGGUGGGGAAGUGACGUGGAGAACCCCAGAGGAGCCGCAUACACCGCCUUCCUAAAUAGCAUGGAUCUCCAGAUCCUAAACACCGGGAGCACACCGACCUUUGAAAUGCACAGAGGAGAUCGACUAUGCACCAGUAUAGUCGACGUCACCGCCUGCAGUGCAUCCCUGCUGGGCAGGAUCCAAGGGUGGAAAGUGGAUCGAAGCAUCACAACAUCGGACCAUAACGCGAUAACCUUUGUCCUCCAGUUGGAAACGGCACUAAAGCCUUUGGAGCCGGUAACAACGCGGAGGUACAACACCAAAAAGGCACGCUGGUCAGACUUCGCCACUCACUUGAGGACCUCCCUAGCAGAAAGCGAGGUAUCACCAAGAAACAUCCAAAAGGUAAAUACCCCGGAGGAACUGGAGAUUAUGACUGUUAAUUAUGUAAACAUAAUUCAGGAGGCAUGUGAGCAGGCUAUUCCUAAACUAGGGUCAGUAAAGAAAAGCACUAUCCCGCCAUGGUGGUCAAAAGAUCUCGAAACAGCCAAAGCGGAGGUGAAGAGGAAAAAAAGACGAAUAAGGAACGCAGCCCCAGAGCGGCGCCAGUCAGUAGUCAACGAGUACGUAGAGGCCAAACAAAAAUACACAGAAAAGGCAAACUGUGCUGCGACUGAGAGCUGGAAGGAAUUCUGCAACAAACAGGAGAGAGAGAGCAUGUGGGACGGUGUGUACAGAGUCAUCCGGAAAACAGCCGGAAGACAUGAAGAUACGCUACUCAGGGAUACUGGAGGGAGGACACUGAGCCCAGCAGGCUCGGCAGAACUCCUCGCAAACACCUUUUAUCCCGAGGACGCAAUAUCCACCGACACACCGUACCAUAAGCACCUCAGAGAACUCACGAAGGGUAACCAGGUAUGGGAGGUAGAAAGCCUGUCUGAGGACGACCCGCCAUUUACAACGGCAGAGUUGGACUCGGUCCUGAGGGGACUGAAUCCAAAAAAGGCCCCAGGACCGGACGGACUCACCUCAGACAUCUGCACCAACGCUAUCCACUGUAACAGGGAGGUGUUUAUGGCAAUAGCAAACAAAUGCUUGUCGCUGUCGCACUUCCCUAAGCAGUGGAAAAUAGCCCACGUGGUCAUACUCCAAAAACCUGGUAAAGAAGACUACACCCACCCAAAAUCAUAUAGACCAAUCGGCCUACUAUCAGUACUUGGCAAGAUUGUCGAAAAGAUGAUGGUAGGACGCCUACAAUGGAGGAUCUUUCCAACUCUCAGCAGAGCACAAUACGGUUUUAUGCCACAGCGUGGCACCGAGGACGCUCUCUAUGACCUAGUGAAUAGAAUACGAUCAGAAGUAAAACAAAAGAAGAUCGCCAUUAUGAUUUCACUGGACAUAGAGGGCGCUUUCGAUAACGCGUGGUGGCCAGCCUUAAAAUACCAACUCGCAACCAGGAAAUGCCCCAAAAACUUAUACAAAAUGGUAAGCUCAUACCUCACAGACCGUAAGAUCAAGGUCAGUUACGCCAGAGCAGAGCACGAGAGGAGCACCACGAAGGGAUGUGUCCAAGGAUCAAUAGCUGGACCGACCUUCUGGAAUCUGCUUCUAGACUCACUGCUUGUUAAACUGGCGGACGAUGGGGUAUAUUGUCAGGCGUUUGCGGACGAUGUAGUCCUGCUAUUCUCAGGACACGAGAUCGAAAGUCUGGAAAACAAGGCGAAUACCAUCCUAGCCGGAGUAGUGGACUGGGGGAUACGCAACAAACUGAACUUUGCUGCGCACAAGACCAGCGCCAUGGUAAUAACCAAAAAGCUAAAGGUCAGACCCCCAGAACUCUACAUGUCCAAUAACAGACUAGAAAUCGUGUCUGAAACGAAACUCCUGGGCCUCAGGAUAGACGAUAAACUGACCUUCAAAUCACAUGUUGCUGCGGUAUGCAAAAAGACCGCAGAUAUAUACAAACAACUGGCAUGUGCAGCUAAGGUCACCUGGGGUCUAAACACGGAGAUAAUCAGAACCAUCUAUGUUGCGGUGAUCGAACCCAUAGUGCUGUAUGCUUCCAGUGCCUGGUACCCGGCAGCGGAGCUCCAAAUGAUCAAGAGCUUGCUGGACACCAUACAAAGGGGCUACGCGCAGAAGAUCUGCAAAGCAUACCGCACGGUCUCGCUCACAUCAGCACUGGUUCUGUCAGGACUGCUUCCGCUUGACAUAAGAAUCCAGGAAGCCGCAAAUCUCUAUCUUGCCAAGAAAAACAUCACACGGGACUACUUACCACCUGGAGGGGAGCUAGAGCAAUGGUUGCACUAUCUGGAAAGACCGCAUCCAUCAAAACUUAAACCAACCGAGUUUGAGCUCUUGGAAAAGCUGGAUACCGAAACCAUGGACUCGCGCCACAUCACUGGACCUCAAAUCUUUACUGACGGUAGUAAGAUUGGGGGCAAGGUGGGAGCCGCUUUGUCAUGGUGGGAAAACGGUAAAGAAACAGCAAAUGCAACCUUCCAACUAGAUCCCGCCUGCACCGUUUUCCAAGCAGAACUUUACGCACUUUACAGGGCGGCUCAGCAAGCACACCAAAGUGGUCACCCAGUAACCAACAUCAUGAGUGAUUCAAAAUCCUCGCUUGAGUUGCUGGAAAACCCGAAGCUGACACACCCCCUGGUAAAAGCUGUAAGGGAAAUUGUGGAGGAUGCAAGAAUGGAGAAUAAGGAAAUUCGGCUACACUGGAUAAGAGCACACGUGGGAACACCUGGAAACGAGAGAGCCGACGAACUAGCCAAAGAGGCAGCUCUAAAAACAGGCCACAGUGUCGACUACAACAAAAUUCCUCUGUCACAUGUAAAAAGGAAAAUCCGCGAAGAAUCUGUGAAGAAGUGGCAGGCUAGGUACAGCACCUCACAAACCGGGCGGGUCACGAAAAUGUUUUUCCCAGACGUAGGGAAAGCCUACGGCAUACUCAGGAAAACGAAAAUGACCCCGGUGCUGUGCCAAGCCUUCACUGGUCACGGCGGCUUGGCGGAAUACCUUUAUCGCUUUAGGCUAAAAGAUAGCCCAGCCUGCGAAUGUGACCCAAACGAAACAGAAACUGUCGAACACCUUAUAGCAGAAUGCCCAAGAUUCUCGAACCAUCGCUACGAGCUCGAACAUCAAAUCGAUCGGGAAAUCUCAACCAGAAACUUCCACGAUCUCGUAGCGGAUCCAGAGAGAAGACCAGACUUCCUGAGGUAUGUGGAGAAGAUCUUCCUCAUUGCCAUCAGGAGAAACAGCAACCCGACGCCGCCAAGCCCAGACUUGAGCAGGACCACCCAGGCCCCGUUACCCCAACAACCCUGCCCGGUGCAGGAAAUGCCUAUUAGGCAGCUCUUGCUAAUGGCAGAAAGGGGAAAUCCGGGGUUAAGAACCCGUGGUGUGGCACUGUUCAUGGAUAACAGCUUUGAGAGAUUGGGGAUAGGCUUCUGCAUCGCGAACGACUCGAGCAGGGUGAUGAUAUCGCCAGGACUCGCAGCGCUAGCGAACGGAAGCACUUCCAAAAACACAAUUCGACGCAAAAUCUAUGAAGCCCUGCCAGAAGUUACAGUAGCUCAACAACCCUGUAGAAUAUUGCGCACAAAGAACAAAGUUGUCGCAAUAUUCAACUGGAAUCUACUGGAACCACCAUUUGCCAGGGCCAGCUCAGUACUAACAUCAUUCUGCAGCACGGGCGACACACCUGCCCGAAUAAUUAGCGUCGACGCCAUGGCGGUGGGUUAUACCAAAGGAACAAUAGAGGACUACAUUGGUUGCAUAGACGCAUCGAAAAAGCACCAGGUAGUUGUCUACGAAAACAGGGGAGAGGACCUUAGUUACCUCAAACCCAGGAAAAAACCCAGCGAAACACCUGACUGGGAAAAUGUUCCACCCACCAUCAUGGUUACUCAGGAGCGGAAAAGCGGCGCGGAACAGCUGACACAAAAGUGGCAGGAGGCCGAGAAAACUCAAGGGGAGUCCUCCCAGACAACCUCUGCGCCGACACGUGCCUUUAAAACAGCCAUCAGCACGUUCAAAUCGGCAAUAGCAAGCAUGUCUGGCGAAAAAUCAAAAAAGAGAGCCGAGUCAAUGACGCAAGAGGUGGGCAGUGCACUGGCCGCUUUCUUGAAGCCCAGGCCACAGCCCAAAACUUCACCCAGCGACAAACGGACUAACGCCGAAAAAGGCCUGGUCGAACCGCCGACCCUCGGAGUCGUAGUAACACCAAUGGACCACAUCACGAAUGCAUUCUUGGAGUUCAUGGCUCUCAUCAAAGCUGAGCUAGAGGUCAGCCGGAAGACCUGCCAUGACAUCCUGCAGGCCUACAAACAUCAAAACACUGGCCUCUUGACGGUGAGACUCCAGGAAGCUGAAGCGGUUAUUUACGACAACGGACGACGGCAAACUCUACAUGGAAAUGUAGAAAAACUCGACCACAUGGCCGCAUACAGCGCAAUAGCAGGUUUUGUCGAGGUGGACGAAGAGGCGGAAGCAGAAGACAAUAAGCCGCGGUUCAAAACACCAUCCACCGACCAAAUAGUUGUCCUGGCAAAAUGCACCAACAUAAUGCUGGGACAGAGAAUCCUCGAACAAGGCAAUAGGAUAGCGAAGGACGAGAGGGAGCCCCUGAAAUCCUGGAAAGCACCCAAAAUCACCUGGGUAAACGGAGUUCCUGGCUGUGGGAAGACCACCUGGAUAGUGAGGAACUUCGAGAUAAAUCGUGACGUGGUUCUAACAGCAACCACGGAGGCCAAAAAGGACUUGAAGGAGAAGCUGCAGGCAAAGUACGGAGAGGCAUCAACACUCAAAGUCCGCACCAUGGCAUCGGUCUUGGUAAAUGGAUUCAAAGAGCAAAGCGAGAGGCACUGCGAGCGCCUCAUCGUGGAUGAAGCUCUCAUGAGCCACCCAGGAUCGAUAAUCAUGGCCGCGAAACUUGCCCAUGCCAGCGAAAUGCUCAUUAUUGGCGACGAAAACCAGGUGCCCUUCAUCGACCGUAGUAACGCUUUCUCAUUAAAGUACUCCCGCCCUAGCGUAUUCCUCACUAUCAACAAACAACUGUUGUGUACGCACAGAAACCCCAUGGACGUGGCGUAUGCGCUCAACGAAGUGUAUGAUGGCAUAUACUCGUCCAACGUUCGGAUACAGUCCCUGACCCUGAAGGACUACACUGGUGCCGAGAUUCCUAAAGAGACAAUUAACACCUUGUACCUUACCCAUACCCAAAAAGAAAAGGCUCUCUUGAAGUCCUUGGGAUAUGGAACGGGAGAGGGAUCACGAGUGAACACCAUCCACGAGGCCCAGGGUCUGACAUCCGAAUAUGUGGUGAUAGUGCGCACUACGGCCAAAAAGUCGCGUAUCCACGACGAAAUUCCCCACGCGAUUGUUGCGGUGUCACGGCACACCAUCAGCUGUAUAUACUACACCGACGACAACACCGACGCAAUCGCGAAAUUCCUCCUGAGGGUCAGAAGAGUAAAAGCAGCAGACAUACGCGAAUACAAUAUUAAGAUGGCCCUCCACGACGGGAAUGAGACGCUGGCAAGGAGAAUAAUGAGUGAGACUACGAUGGUAAAAUCAUCGUAG